This is a messenger RNA of Misgurnus anguillicaudatus (oriental weatherfish), 1905 nucleotides long. The record is from RefSeq and is a predicted model, not a curated record. Lineage: Eukaryota; Metazoa; Chordata; Actinopteri; Cypriniformes; Cobitidae.
AUGGAGAGCGUUUGCUCUGUACCGUUAGAUCAGUGCAGUGAAAAAACUGAAGAUGCUGCGCAGACGACUGCAAACUCUUUAUUGCAGAAAUACGACAGCAGUAUGGACCUGCAGGAGCUACUCAGUAUGAGCACCUGCAGUUGGCUGUUCGGUGGAGGAGAACAUCUGGAUCUGGAUAAACAUCCGGGCAUCAUCAGGCAAAUGAGCGUCAUCCCAGACCCAAACAUAACCAUUCUUGCUCCCAUCCACUCACAUCUGCCCCUACACUACAAGGUCGUUCAUCAGAUUGUGAGAGAGCUGACUGUGGGAAUAUAUGGGUUUAACUAGCUGCCAGUUAUCAGUCUUGAACCCAACUAUGACCAGAGCUCCACGUGCCAGUUACCACCAGCAUAUUAUGAUACAAAAGUUGGCCAGGUUCUUAUAAAGGUUCCCAACAGCGUAGAAGAAGAGACCCUCUUCUCCCGAUACUCUGAAGACAUCCUGAUUAAACUGAGCUCCUACCUGACCUCUGUUCGCCAGCACCAAAAUCUGUUUGUGUUCGACGGGACUCAUAGCCUGUCGAAUGUUGUUCGACUCACAGAGGAAGAGGUCGGUCUUGCCAACUACCAGAGGUUACAGAAAAAACUCUCUGGUCACAUCAGACUGGUGAGAAAUCAGCUCGGAAGAAACGCAGAAGAUCUUGCCUAUCUAAACUUCCUGGUACCCCUGCUGAUUUCCUUGAGAAAAAAGAUGCUCAUUCCUAAUCUUUCUCAAAUGCUUCCACCUUUGUCAGAGGACACACUGAAAACCGAACGAGAGGUACCGCCACAUAUCGUCGGACCAGAAUUUGCAUGCAAGCACUUUCCAUACAAACAGGAUCAGUAUUUUCACCUACAUGGAGGGAUUGAAUUUGAUGUUUCGCCUCCUCCCCUGGAGGACAUUAUCGAGGAAAUGGAGGUGACUUUUAGGACUCUGCAUACAGAAGCUGUGAACUACCUGCAUGAGCUUCUUCACCAGGACCUCACUUACAAAACAGACUUUCUAAUACCACGCAGUGAGAUUGAGGGAAAAAGCUAUAAUGUCAUCUGCUUUGAGUUAGAGUCACUUUAUUACCAGAAUAAGUGGUGGGGAGCCUUGAACUCGAGCAUCAAAACUCUAAAAGCAGAGAGACUUCCCUUGACAGACACUGAGCUACACGAACAGUUAAUGAGAACGUUUGGCCACGCGAAAACUAUCAAGUACAAGAAUAUGAAGUUUGCACUGAAGGCAUCAGCAGCGAGAGGACUGUGUGCAGUGUUUUACUCAUUAAGUCAAAGGGAAUCAUAUCUGAAUGGACACGAUGAGAAGGGUCUCUUUCUGUUGCACCACGCUGCCGCCAAUAACAAGACACACAUCAUCGUCCAGCUCGCUGCAGUAAGUGUAAACAACAAUCAAACACGCAGCAUCAGAUUCAGAGCAGGGAGGCAAUUCAUAGAAGGAGAUGGUCUCACACCAAUGCACCUCGCUGCACAAUGUGGAUCUCUUGAGUCUGUAAACUGCCUUUUUGCAUUGGGAGCGUGCUACAAAGUUGUGAAGCGGAGAGGUUGGAUGCCCAUUCAUUUUGCAGCCUUUUAUGGCCAGGUGGCUUGCAUCCAUGCACUAUGCAGGAAAGACUCUACUUUACUGGAGAUUAAAACUUCUGCUGAGUAUCGCAGUUCACCACUGCUGUUGUCAGCUACCUCGGGUUCAGUGGAUGGUCUGAGCUUCUUGUUGUCCAUCAAAGCAAACUGGAGAGAUGAAGACAGCAGGGGAAAUAAUAUAGUGCAUCUAGCUGUACUUUACUUUCACACAGAUGUUCUCAAACUUCUUAUUCAGCUGAAUCUGGACGGGCUUCAUGUGUGGAAGAUUCUUGUUGAGAUGAUUCAGGGUGAAGAUUUUGUGGUCUAA